GUUUCCCAGUAACAUAGCUCAGAGCUUGCUAAAAGCAGUUAAGCAACAAAAUGAGGUGGAAUGUGAAUUGCUUCUUUAUCGUCGGCCUCUCAGUGGACAUUGUACUUGCUAAUACACAGUGCAGACGAGAAAGAAGCAUAGCUGGAAUGGCUCUGCGAGGAUUUGUUUUCCAAAGGUUUUCAGUAACAGCCAUUCACGAUUGUGACAUUGGCUGUGGAAGAGAAAUCAGAUGCCAGAGUUAUAAUUACGUAGUAGGUGAAAAGUCUUGUGAACUGAAUAGCCGGACCAAGGAGACAAGGCCUGAAAAUUUUCAAACAGACGUUGCUCGGUUAUACCACAUGCGUUUUUUUGACAGGGUUCCACUAGGAUCCAAUUCAGAGCUGCCCGCAGAGUCGUGUCGGGAAAUAAAGAAUGGUGAAGGCCAAGACGCCAUUAGCAACAAGUACUGGUUGGAUCCAACGAGAAGUGGGAGGGCCACUUUAGUUUACUGUGACAUGAAGAUAGAAGCUUUUAUCGAUUCUGUUAUCCUUGCGGCGAAUAGUACCUUCGUGAACGAUUUGAUGCAGUUCCUUGAGCCCGUUAUCAAUGAUAACGGGACCAGCAGCUGGACAAGAUGUUAUCAUGCGCUGUCAGAUGGAUGGAAUACAACUGAAUUUCACAUCAAAUGUGAUGACAAAGGACCGACUGUCACCAUCGCAAAAGUCGGCGAAUAUGUUUUUGGAGCAUACAUUAGUGUAUCAUGGACGGACCGUUACCUCAAUCUUCUUUUGCAAGACCUGAUACCUACCAAAUUCCUCCUGGGUGUUCUAAAGAUGGGAAAUGCAAUUUCUAUACUGGCACUAUUGAUUUCUAUUUAACAGACAUGGAAGUAUUUAAUAUCAUAAAGGAAGGCUAAUUCAUCAAACCGAUAAACCACGGUAAGGUUUCAUGGAGAAAACACUUUGUAUUUCAAAGCGUCACUGUGUUUAUCAUUCAGAAACAUUAGUGUGUUCCUUAGCGGUGUCCGAUUGCAGGUUAAAUUCUUAGAGCUAACUUGAAAAUCAUCAGCAAUGUAUGGCAAAUAAUUAUAAUCGUCGAUGUUUAGAUCUAGGAAGAGAAAUGUUAUAAAGAAGAGUUUAAAU
Molecule: messenger RNA, 1121 nt
Organism: Stylophora pistillata
Lineage: Eukaryota; Metazoa; Cnidaria; Anthozoa; Scleractinia; Pocilloporidae
Molecular function (GO): oligosaccharide binding
Source: RefSeq, a predicted model, not a curated record